AUGCCCACCCCCCUCAAAAUCCCAUCCUUCACCCCCCUCUCCCCCUGUACAUCCAUCUACAUCCCGCCAUCAUCAUCCCUCACCAAACCCACUCGUCAAACCAUAAACCCCCCUCCACCGCUCAUCCUCCUCUGCGCAUACCUCAACGCCUCCGCUGCGCACAUCAACAAAUACGCCUCCUUCUACAAACGCCUCUUCCCGACCUCGCGAAUUCUUCUCGUCACGACAUCCUCCUCACAUUUCCUAUUCCAGUCCUCAAAGUCCUGGGACGCGGAUCUAGAUCCCGCCGUGACGGCUCUUCUUUCUUUAUCAGGUCACAGUCAAGACCAAGUUCGAAAUCAAAGCCCAGAUGAACAGUUAGGAACAGAGAAAGGGAGCCAGAAAGUCCUACUUCAUGUGAUCUCUACCGGAGGCGCCACGGCGGCGACGAAGAUCGCGGAGGCGUACAUGGCAAGGUCUGGGAGAAGGCUACCUAUUGCGAAGAUGAUUCUGGAUAGUUGUCCCGGUGUACAGGGGUGGGGGAGUACGGUGGGGGCAUUUUCAAUUGGAUUAGCUGCAUCUGGUCAGGAUGGUUCGGUACCUUGGAGUUGGAGCUGGAUCUGGGGGAGAGUGAAAACUCCAAUGGUGGGUGUAGCAUUGAGGGUGUUCUUCGCUGCGUGGUUCCUGGGUGAGUUCACGAUGGGGAUCGAGAAUGUGGUGGGAGUGGUGAGGGGGAAGUUGAAUGUUAAGGCCCUGUUUAGAGAUGACGCGGCCAGGUUGUACAUCUACGGCGGGAAAGAUGAGUUAGUGCGUGCACAAGAUGUGGAGGACCAUGCGGAUGAGGCGGAGAGGGGGGGGUAUGAGGUGUUGAGGGUGCGGUAUGGGGACAGUGGUCAUGCGGGACAUUUGCUGCAGGAUGAGAGCAGGUUUCGCGCGAGUGUGAUGCAUUUGUGGGAUUCCGGGAUUUUGUCGGGGCCGGGUAUGGUUAUUUGUGCUUGGUAG
This is a messenger RNA of Aspergillus affinis, 981 nucleotides long. RefSeq lists its product as uncharacterized. The coding region runs from base 1 to 981 and encodes 326 amino acids. The record is from RefSeq and is a predicted model, not a curated record. Lineage: Eukaryota; Fungi; Ascomycota; Eurotiomycetes; Eurotiales; Aspergillaceae. The transcript has a single exon.